Molecule: messenger RNA, 1637 nt
Organism: Polyodon spathula (Mississippi paddlefish)
Lineage: Eukaryota; Metazoa; Chordata; Actinopteri; Acipenseriformes; Polyodontidae
Gene: mettl17
Product: methyltransferase like 17
Exons: 14
Coding region: 46-1491 (481 amino acids)
Biological process (GO): translation
Cellular component (GO): mitochondrial small ribosomal subunit
Molecular function (GO): methyltransferase activity; structural constituent of ribosome
Source: RefSeq, a predicted model, not a curated record
GGAGCGGAGCGAGUAGUGCAAGAGCUGUAUCUGAAAUACGAGAGCAUGGCUGCCUUACAAAGCAAAAUUUUUCCGAUCUGCAAUUUGUGUCGAGGGAGGGUGCAAAUUACACUUCGGGCAUGUGCUAGACGGAAUUACAUUGUUGCCCAUGAAUCUCAAGUUGAUAAUUCUUCCGAGUUCCUCAACAGCACUCCUCACAGGAGACACCCUGGUAUUACAUCUCUGAAGACUGUGCAGCUUCCUCAGCCCUUAGAACAGGCUGCACAAGUACUCAUACACCAAGCGCCAGGCAGUCAGCUUGCGGAGCGCGCUCAGAGCUUGUGUAACUUCCUGUGGAGCAGGAAGCGGGCAGUGGGGGACCGGGCAAUACAGGAGCGAGCCGUGGAGCUGGAGAAGAGGAUUCGAGAGAGGGAACAGCAGAGAGCAGAGGGCCCAUUAGAACAGUCCAGACUGGAGGAGAAGGUUCGAAAGCAGGUUCUGUCAGAACUGAGAAAGACCACAUACCAUUGGAAACCCUUGAGAUAUAACGAGGAGCUGAGCUUGAUCUACCUGGCUGCCAGACUGGAUGGAGGCUAUGCAGCUGUGUCAAGAGCAUUGCACGAGAUUAAGAAGCGUGUUCCAGAUUUUGCACCUCAAACCUUACUGGAUUUUGGAUCAGGCACUGGGACAGUAGCUUGGGCAGCUCAUACCAUGUGGGGUCAGAGUUUACGAGAGUAUGUGUGCGUGGACAGCUCAGCAUCAAUGAACAAGCUAGCAGACCUGCUUCUGAGAGGAGGCAGUGAGACCGAAGACCCACAUAUUCGAGGAGUUUAUUUCAGACAGUUUCUCCCAGUAUCACCGAAGGUGCAGUUUGAUCUGGUCGUAUCUGCCUUCUCCUUGUCUGAGCUCCCCAGUGCCAGUGAGAGGCUCAGUUCCAUUCAAACUCUGUGGAGAAAAACCAGCGACUUCCUGGUGCUGAUCGAGAAUGGUACGAAGGAGGGCCAUAGCAUCUUAAUGGAAGCCAGGGAUAUUAUUCUGAAGGGGGAAGACAAGGUGACCCAUGAUCCCAGAAGAGGCUCCGUUUUUGCACCAUGCCCCCAUGAUGCCCCUUGCCCUAAGCUGUCUGAGAAGAUUCAGCUGCCCUGUAACUUCCCACAAGCGUACCGGCCUUUGCAGCUGCGCUGGAACACAGACCGGUCUUUUGAGAAGUUCUCUUUUGUGAUCCUGCAAAGGGGGUCUGGAGAUGAAACGAAACAGUGGCACAGAAUUGUGCAACCGGUAUUGCGACGAGUCAAACACGUGCACUGUCACCUGUGCUGCGCCGACGGAACACUGCAGCAUGUAGUCGUGACUACGAGCAAGCAUACCAGGGAUCUAUACCGGUGUGCUCGGAACAGUGAGUGGGGAGAUCGGCUACCAGUGAGAAACAUAAAGGCUGAAGCAGAUUCUGAACUCAACCAACCGCUACAGACUGAAGAACAACUGCAAGAUUCAACUGAAAAGGGAUUUUGAAAUACAGCAGACACUUGUAGUUCUGGUCUUUGUCCUCCAGGGGGCAGUAGGCCAUGUGCGCUGUGGUGCUCUUGGGUGUAGAGCCGAUUGGCUUGGGGAUAGGAGGAUGAUCUGACCUUCAGUUCUGAGCUGUGUGGGGAGGGCAA